CGCUGUACUGCAGUCGACACCCAUCCGUCCUUCGGCACCUCUCCAUCCCUCCGACCAUCACUCUGAUCUGCUUGCAGGAUGGGCCACGGAAACUCGAACAAGCUCUAUGUUACCCAUGCGGAACACUCUGGUAUGUUUGGCCAGCAUACCGCUUCUUCUGCGGGUGCGAAGGCGAAGAACCAGGGGCCUCAUCCUGCCGCUGUAACUCCCUUUGAUUGCUGCGCGCUCUCAUUCCAGCCGUUCACCCACCCCGUAUGCGCGCGGAAUGCAGAUGGUACAGGCCUUGUCUUCGAACUCACCAACAUCAUCCCUUGGCUCAAGCAACACAACAACAAGAAUCCCAUUACCCAGGAGCCAUUAGCUCCAUCCGAUCUCAUAACGUUGCACUAUUCCCGAAAGCCCAACGGGGACAUUCACGACCCUAUCUCGUUCAAGCCGUUCAGCGAGCACUCACACAUAGUGGCCAUCGCUUCUACUGGAAACGUAUUCCUUGCAGAGAGUAUCAAGGGUGGCCGUGACUUGAUCGUUGACGUGAAGUUCAAGAAGGAGGACGUCAUCACGUUGCAGAACACCCACGGCUUUCCCACUGAAUCCGUGUCCAAAGCGCCAGUAGCGAAGGAUGCUGUACCCGAGAACAAAGCUAUCGCGAAGGUGGGCACAGCUGCAGGACCAUCCAAGGUGAAGGCCCCAGUACCUUGGAACAUCUCUCCGUACUCCACAGGCUUGCCCGGAGCCUCAUUGACCUCCACGUCCGUCGAUCCGCAAACGCAAUCGUCUCAGCUGGUUUGGGAUGAGGAGGAACUCAUGUUCGACGACUUCGCCACUCCAGCAAAAGGCAAAGGCAAAGAAAAGGACGUAGGCAAGCGGCGCGCUUACGUCCGAGUUGUCACCACGCUCGGAGGUGGCAGUCUCAAUAUUGAAUUGUUCUGCGAAAAGGCUCCAAAGACGUGCUACAACUUCCUCCAGCUAGCUAAAGCAGGCAAAUACAGUGACUGCCUAUUUCACCGCCUCGUACCCGGAUUCAUGGUCCAGACUGGAGAUCCCACUGGGACAGGAUCCGGCGGUCAGUCAUACUGGGGCACUCCGUUCCGGGAUGAAUACGACAUGCGCAAUGCUGCGAAGCAUGAUUCUCGUGGCGUCAUUGCUAUGGCUAACAAGGGACCAGCAACCAAUGGGUCGCAAUUUUAUAUAACAUUUAAAGCGACUCCACAUCUUGACAAGAAGCACACUGUCUUUGGCAAGCUCGUCGGUGGAGAAGAUGUCCUCGACGCCCUGGAAGCAGUGCCGGUCAAGCCUGGUACAGAGAGGCCCGCGAAGCCAAUCCGAAUCACUGAGGUCAUUAUUUAUCAAGAUCCCUUCGAGGAAUACAAGGCUCGGCGAGACAAGAAGAUCGCAAAGAGAGCCGAACAGACUCAGAACCGUGUUGAGAGUGACCAGACGUCCGAGAAGGACGACAUCAACUGGUUCGGCACGAAAGUAGGCUCGGGGAGGCAAGUUUUCGGUGGUGACGGCGGUGGAGGUGUCGGCAAGUACCUCAAUGCUGGGAUGAAGCGGCCAGCGCCUGAACAGUCGUCGCGGUUCAGUGACGUCGGUAUCCCAGACGAUACGAAGAAAAAGAGGAGGACCGGCUUUGGUAACUUCGAGGGGUGGUAGAAUAUAUGGGUCCAACGCAUUAGGCUGUACAAUAGAGUAUGAUACAUGUGCUUCUAAGAGACUGGAUGAUGUCCUGCAGGGUACCGGCACUAUGCUGCA
This is a messenger RNA of Rhodofomes roseus, 1752 nucleotides long. RefSeq names its product cyclophilin-like protein. Lineage: Eukaryota; Fungi; Basidiomycota; Agaricomycetes; Polyporales; Fomitopsidaceae. Gene Ontology annotation, biological process: protein folding; protein polyubiquitination; protein peptidyl-prolyl isomerization. The coding region runs from base 79 to 1653 and encodes 524 amino acids. Gene Ontology annotation, cellular component: catalytic step 2 spliceosome. The transcript is spliced from 10 exons. Gene Ontology annotation, molecular function: peptidyl-prolyl cis-trans isomerase activity; ubiquitin-ubiquitin ligase activity. The record is from RefSeq and is a predicted model, not a curated record.